AUGCCCAUCUACGAACUCUGGCGACAGGCAACCAACAGUGACGCUGCAGCAACCGCUUUCCUAGUCGCUCUUCUCGUCAUCGUGCUCUUCGUCAUUAAUGCCGUCCAACAAACCUCUUCUCACCUCAUCUGGGCUUUUGGUCGCGAUAAUGGCCUCGUGUUCUCAAAACACCUUGCUAAGAUGCACAUUGCGCUUGAAGUACCUGUGUGGUCUCUUCUCGGCAAUGCCGCAGUGAUAUUCAUCGCCGGGUGCAUCUAUCUUGCAUCCACUGCCGCAUUCAAUGCAUUGAUCAACACAACCAUCAUCCUACAGAUGAUCUCUUUUGCUAUUCCUGCCUUGCUACUCAUGUGCAGAGGCAGAAGUGAAAGGUUUCUCGCUAAAGACCGAUGGUUUCGUCUACCCAAUUGGCUAGGUUGGAUAUGCAAUGCCACUGUUGUCGUCUUUGCCAUCAUCGAACUCGUCUUCUUUGAUCUACCAACUUCUCUCCCAACAACUGGAUCGAGUAUGAGUAAGUUGGUCUGA
Aureobasidium uvarum is the source of this 522-nucleotide messenger RNA. The record is from the annotation of a GenBank genome assembly. NCBI's taxonomy places the organism in Eukaryota, Fungi, Ascomycota, Dothideomycetes, Dothideales, Saccotheciaceae.